UAUUAGGAUCAGUCUUGUUUCUUUAAACAAACUUCAUCAAGAAAGAUGGCUGCCAUACAAUAUCUGUAAGUGACUCACAAGUAACUUUAGAUCACCGGGWRGUUCCUUUGUUUCACAAAACUUGCUUCACACUACAUGCAAUAACUUGCUCUUUUGACAGAGUUUUCUGUAAUCUUCUACGCUCCACAAAUAUGGAACAAACUUCCAGUAAACUACAAAACUGCUGAAACACUGAGUGCCUUUAAAUCUAGACUAAAAACACACCUGUUUGGAGUUUCCUUUGAAGCAUAAUCGACUAAGAAAUUAAUAAUAAUACAGAGCUGAAGUUGGCUUGAGAUUGCAGAUCUGAAUUUCAGAUGUGGGCAAAGGACGACUCUGCCUCAUUUUCCAGGAUGUUUAAUUUGCUCACAUUUAAAGACGUCAAUAAUUAACCUCCUCGAACAUGGACUAGGUUAUUUCACAUUAAAAGCAGAAUAUUUUAAAAUCUAAAGCCUGCCCCGUGAUUUGCAAAACCUUGUUUGAGUUGAAUAAAGGAUCAUAUUGGUGCUUUCACAAAGCGUUUUGGCAAUCACACUCACUUUAUUUUGCACCUCCUCUUUUGCUCAGUGGUAACAAUUUCCACAGUGAAAAUCACAACCACCAUAAAAAGUACGUCUACUCCAAGUAACUUGACAGUACUUCAAGAGACUCUUCAGAUCCACCUGCCAUCUGUAACAGAGCAGAGAGCCAUGCAUCCUAUUUACGCCAACGAGCCGUCCCCUGGACAGCCUGUGGGUCCUGGAGGAGUUCAGCACACCGUAGUGAACGUCCCCAUUGAGCCCACAAAAGAUUAUCUGGUUUGGUCGCUGUGCAGCUUCGUCUACGCAAAUUUUUGCUGUCUUGGGUUGGGGGCUCUCAUCUAUUCUGUCAGGGCCAGAGACCAGAAGGCGCUUGGAGAUCAGGACGGAGCCCGACGUCACGCCUCCUCCGCUCGCAUUUUCAACAUCGUGGCCGUGGUCCUGACUUCUUUAACGCUCUUUAUUUACAUUGUGGUGGUCAUUGCUCUGUCUGCAAGACGUUAAAGCUACGGAUCCUGCAAUAAUGAUUAACAAAAUUUUCACAUUGUAUGAGGAGGAUUUGAUCUGCACCAUGUCUUGGUUGUUGUUUUGCUUUUGCUCUGGUGCCAAAAUAAAACAGUUAAAGUCUGCUUAUGUCAAA
Poecilia reticulata (guppy) is the source of this 1197-nucleotide messenger RNA. The record is from RefSeq and is a predicted model, not a curated record. Lineage: Eukaryota; Metazoa; Chordata; Actinopteri; Cyprinodontiformes; Poeciliidae.